Molecule: messenger RNA, 6287 nt
Organism: Toxotes jaculatrix (banded archerfish)
Lineage: Eukaryota; Metazoa; Chordata; Actinopteri; Toxotidae
Gene: spata2
Product: spermatogenesis associated 2
Exons: 3
Coding region: 840-2546 (568 amino acids)
Biological process (GO): regulation of necroptotic process; regulation of tumor necrosis factor-mediated signaling pathway; protein K63-linked deubiquitination
Cellular component (GO): cytoplasm
Source: RefSeq, a predicted model, not a curated record
UCUACUAACAGAACGGUGUGAUCUCUCAGCUGAAGCAGACCUGGACUUGGUCGUUAAAGAGUCACACCGCAAUUACAGUAUAUGUUUAAAUAACUAACUCUGAAAUCGCCAAAGAUGUGUGUUUAGCGAUGGACCGCCCUGCUAGCUAAAGCAAUUGUUAGCUAGACAGCUGCGCAGAAAUGGGCGUUCACUGCUUAGCUUAUACUCAGCUAGGGGCCCAUGCCAGUCACAGCAUCGUGUUUUGUGGGGUUUGGAAGAAAUGAAGAAUUAACCUACAAGAUGUCCUGACACUGUAUCCUUUUUUAGCAGCAUUGGUCGUGGCGGACUGGUUCUGUUGCAUUUGAUGCGCAAUUCUUGGAGACAACUCAGAAGAAUCACACGGCUGUGUCUUCACGAUGAGUGACCUUGAACUCCUCACAUGCUGAAACCAAGAAAUGGAAUAGAUACAACUCUGGAUUAACAGAGUGUGAAGCAAAAGCUCCUCCUGACCUCAUCUUGCACGACAUAGGCCUGUUUGUCUGGAAACAAGUUAGGCUUUAAGCCAGUACCAGAGAUGCCCGUAAGAAGGCAUCCACACAGGCUGCAGCCUAGCUACGCCAACUGAAAGCACCAGACAACUACGUCUCUUGUUUAGAGGAUGUCCUGCUGAUUGGACGCAACGUCUCAUUCUUCUUCCACCUCUCCAAAACGUUAUUAACGUUCAGUGUGUGCCAGUGUGUACAGUGAAUAAUGGUGACAAAAAAUGGUGCUUGAAUGUAGCAUCCUUGUGCCGGGUAUGCUAAAAGGGGUGAGGCUCUCUCAGAAAAGUAUAACAGCUGACUGAUAGUCUGCUGCCCAAAAUGGAUUCCAAGUUAAAAGAGGACCUGUUUCGGAGGUAUGUGACGGCACUGGAGAGGCGUCUGGAAGAGGGAGGGGAAUACACAAGGAUUGGAACUGCACCAGAGGGGGACAAAAGCAGACACAAGGACAAUGAGGCCCUACUCUCCACAGCCACAGCUCUACUAGGGGCCUACCAGCCAGAUCCGGCACAACGUUUCCGUAUGGUGCGUUUCUAUGAGGUGGUGGAGAACUCGCUCCGUUGCCAGAGAGGGAGCAACCUAAAGAGCCUGGAGAGAGCCUUCCACACCCUGGAAACUAUCUGCACCAACCUCUUGCUCUUCCCUUGGAAGAAGGAGUUCAGAUGUAUAAAGACCUUCACUGGCCCAUACGUGUACCAUCUGCAGUCUGCCAUUUCUGAUGCUGAACUCCGAUCUCUAAUGCGCACCAUUGGCUACGCCUGUGACCAUGAUUCGCAGUUCCAUUUGCAGGAGCACCCAGGAGGCACAAAUCAUCUCCGCCAGUUAGCGUUUGAGCUCUUCCUGGCCCAGGCAGAAUGUCGUCUUCUGGGAGAGGUAGUGGCUCUGGCCCGUGGUUCAGCCUCAGAGCUGGAGGCCCUGGAACUCCGCAGAGGUUGCAGAGAUGAUGCAGCUGGCUGUGCUGAGGCGCUCCGCAGACGCGAUAGCCUUGGGGCAGAUAUGGCUCGGCUGUCUGUGCGGCCGGUGGAUAUAGAGAGGCCACAUGCCCACCACCUGAGGCGAGGUAGCCGACCAUCUAAGUCUGUGGAUGUUACAGAUGGGGCUGGUCACUGGCACGCAGCGGUUAGCAAGCCUGUCUUGAAGGCCUCAUUGAGUCUGAGGAAGGAGCCUCUGUUUGUGGAUGCAGAGGAAGAUAUGAAGGAUGAGAUCAUCAGGCCCAGCACCUCAGCAUCUCUCUUCUCUGUGGUGGCUCCACCUUCUUACAGCCCUGUUGCAGAUUUCCACCCAAUUCAGUCACCUCCCCCGGCUGAUGCUUACACAUCCUACCACCUGUCCUCUUUGGAUGAGAUUGACUUGUACACCGAGAGGGGUGGUGCUGGGACGGGAGGAAGGCAGACUCCUUCUCGACCCCCAUCCAGAGAGCCUCGGGAGGCAAGGGAUGGGUGGCUGCUUAAAGCUCAUGGUAGUGUGAAGUGUCAGGGUUGUGGACUGGGCUGCUCAACUAUGGCUUCCUGCCAGAGGUGUGACAUGAUUCUCUGCGCUGCCUGUCAUGAUGUGGACCCCUCACCUUGCUGUGGCCUCCAGGACUACCACCCCAAAUCCCCACGACCCCUUGAUGGAUACAUGCCUGUCAAGGAAAAGCUCUCUGUCUACUCUAAUACUCACUCCCACUCCCAUCUCCACCCGCACCCCCUCACACUGACUCACUCGCACUCUCACCCUCAUCCUCACCCCCAGAUGGUGGAAAAACCCCUCAUGUCCACUAAGCUGUUUCCAAGCAAGUCUGUUGCCUUGACAACGCCAAAGGGAGGCAGCAGUGAGCGAAUAAGCAUGGGGGGAUCGCGGUGCGGGUUUUGCAACAAGCCAGGUGCAUCACACACCUGUGUGAACUGCUCUAAGGUGUCAUGUGACUCGUGCAUGGGCUUGUAUGCAAAGGAUGUGUGCACGCGAAAGAAUCCCCAGCACAGCUUUGUGCCCAACCAUCAGCUCAACUUCAAAUCUGGCACCAUAUCUCACCUGGUGUACCGAUGAAUCAGGCAGACAAAAUAUUUUGUUUCUCCUUUGUCGUUCCCUCCCUUAACCUGCGGCGUAGUCUUGCACUAUUGCUUUAGCUCUGUUUCAAGUUCAACAACUCGUUCACUAUCUUCCCCUUUAUCUGAUGGUCUUUUUGCUCUCUCUAUGACUCUCUUGAACUUUGUACAUUUUCUCUUACCGUCAGUAGGGCCCUGGAAUGCACAUGCCACAGAGAGCCAUAUCGUGCCCAUCUCUCUGCCUUGUACAAGUUCAGGCCUUUUAUCUAUUUCUUCUUCCUUUUACCUUGCUACCUGCUCUUGAGUAGUCAUGUGAUGUUGUAGCGCUUCCCAAAUUCCUCCCCAAAUUUUGUCCUCCUCAAAAGGGAAACUAGAGAAAAGAGAGUUUAAUUCCUUCUCAUCUUGAAUGAAUUCCGUCCAAAUGAACAUAUAUAUAUAUAUAUAUAUAUAUAUAUAUAUAUAUAUAUAUAUAUAUAUAUAUAUAUAUAUAUAUAUACUUUGCCUAACUUCUCAGCUAAAAAUUCCUCUAAUAUAUAAAAUAUAUAAUAUAUAAUAUAUAGUGUGUGUGUGUGUGUGUGUGUGUAGGAAAGACCUCUGAGCUUGCAUUGUGACAAAGGAGUUCUUUUUAAACUUGAAAAAUAUUAGGGAAAACAGAGAAAAACACACUGGAAGUCAAUAAGUAAAUAGUAUAUAUUUUUAAUCUUUAGAAUAAUGUGAGACUGUUAAAUGGGCAUGAGGUCUGGCAUUUGGGAUUUUUGUGAUACAAACAUAUGUCUGGGUGUGGGGUGGGAGAUAUCUCAAAGGGACAUAUUGAGACAAUGGUCAGAUGCCAUAUAUUCUAUUUAAAAGAUUAUGCCUUGUAAAUGAACCCUCAAUUAUUUCUGGUUAUAUGACUGAGGUUUAAAUGCUGCUGUUGAUUUGAGACAUUGAAGAUGUGUGGUGUUGACUUCUUUCUGGUAAAUUGCCUGUUGAGUUGUGUCAGUUCCAAGCCCUCUGCCCCUUUUCAUUACACUCCUCAAGCCUCCAUGGUCCAUGAUGUUGUACUACCCCCUUACCAGAUCAGUGGCUCCUUGCCAGUCUCAUGUGGGGUCACAGAUGGUCUCACACUGGGCUACAAAUCAAGUGAUUGCAGUUCUUUGAUAGUGUGUGAGCCUAUUGAUUGGUUUUAGACUUUAUGAAAGUGUAAACUCUGACAUGGUUUCUGUCUACCUCAGAUAGCUUCAGCUUAUACACCCAGUUUGACAUUGUGGUUUCAAACUAGCCCUAAAAGCCUAAGAAAUACAACAGCUUAAUUUGGUUGAGUCUUCAGAAAGUUUUUAGCUUUAGUUUUAUUGUGAUUUCUGAGCCUGUAUUUUGUGUUGAUGGUGUACUUGAUUGCAUAGUACUGUAAAUCGUUUGCUCAUUCAACAGACAAAAUGACGGUAACAGCUUAUAAUAUCUUGCAGUUGAGUACAAGAAGAGACUAUGGGCUCACAAAUGACAGUUGAAUUGAUGCCUCUAGUUAAAAACGCUAUUGUGUUUAAAAAACUGUGAACAUUUUAGCUUCACAAAGAUAGUAUUUAUCAAAUGGCUGUUGCACUAUAUUUUAUAGGGAUUGUUGUUGAUAUUGUUGCAUCCACCCACCAAUACAACACAGCAAUAUCAGUUGUGCAUGCCUUCAAGUUUUGUGCUGAAUUUCCAAGUUUGUUAGGUUUGCAUCUUAUUUUCUUUUGCAUAUUUUAAGACCCCCCAAACCCCCCCCCCCCCCCCCCCCCCCCUCUUUAUUGGGGGCUAAUUUUGUGCAACUUUGGUUAGCAUGAGUUUACUCAAGUCACUGCUAUUUGCUGUGAAAAUUUAAUUUAACUCAUCAUAGGGGUCAUCAUAGGUGAACAAACCUUGCUAACAUUUAAUACAGUGUCACAAAUUUAGAGGGUAUUUUAGUGUUUAGGCUUUGAUUCUCCAUUAAAGAGGAGAAUUAAUGCAGUAUAUUGCAGUUGAUAGCCACCAAGGGCUAAUUUUAAAUCACAUUUCAUUAAAAAAAAAAUCUGUCUGGGUUAUUUUGACAGACAUUUUUGGCUACCAUAGCCUUUAUGUUCUGUCGGGAAUAACUGCUAAAUGCCUUAAGCUCAUUCAGCUCAGCUGUCCUGUCCUGGAGUAUUUUCAUUUUUUUGUGUUUUACUUUACAUUGCUCUGUUUUACCAGCCUGUAGGUUACGCAUUAUCAUGGUUUUGCCAGGCUGGAUGAACUACAUACACAGCCUGUGCUGUCACAGCUAAGCAAAGAAUUCACAGUAAUUCAAAAAUACACUGUAGUAUGGAUUAACCACCACACAGGGUUUAUAAGACGGAGCAUAUUGAACAUAUUAUCAGAAUUAUGCAGAAAAUUCGCACAUUGUAGACCAGUAAAUAAACUAUAGGCUUACAGGGGUUAGUGUCUGUAAUAACCAUAUUUUGCUUGGAAGUCAAAUUUGACAUACAUUUUCUUUUGCUUACAGAUAUUACCAAACAUACAGUUGGUUACAGGGAGUGAUGUCUGAUCUCAUACUUCUGUUCAUUCCUUCCCUUUAAAACAAAGUUUUGUGUUUUGCUACUUUAUCACGUUAAACAACAUAAAGAAGGGUUUUUAUACUGUUUGGAUGUAGCUUAAGGGUUCUUUGAAUGAUGUCUUUGAAUCAACAUUAGCUAACUAAGUCUUGAGUGACCUUAGGGGAGGUGUGCAAUUGUUUUUUUUUUCAUCUAACAAAGCCUUUCUAAAUUGUUUUGAAUAUUUAUCAUAGAUAUAUUUUAGUUGCUCGACUCCGUUCAUUGCAAAUCAUACCAGCAACAAAGAUGACUUUCCGAAGUAUUGAGCCAUGUUGCAAGAGUGAUCAUAUUGCCAAAUGAAGAACAAAUAUCUUAUUGGAGUAGAAAACAAAAUCCUGUUGGUUACCUGGAUGUACAGUUAAUGUAAGAUAAAUCUGUGGUUUUGCUAAAGUUUAGCCUUAUGUGUGUAGAUGUGGGCCUUCUUAAGAAGCCUAGAAAGAGAAUAAUCAACAUAGAUACCUACCCCCACACCAUGGGACGUGGAUUUGACUCAGAUCAGUGAACUGAUAAUUUGCAUAGGUCACUACAAAGGGCUAAACAGUCUUCAGGGCUGCUGCUAAGUUUGAGGACACUGUUUUAAUCUUUUAAUGAACAACUGACUUGUCAUAGGUAAAUCUCUAAUGUGGAGCUUACUUUACAUUCAUUGGUGGAGAUGAAUUACUGGUGUUGGAAAAACAAAAGAGCUAUUUUUAUUUUGUGUCAUGGAAUACAUUGAGCCAUUUGAACAUGAUUAGUUUAACCCAUGCCAGACACACUCAAGUCAUUGUGGAAGUCAAUACUCCCUUUACCUCUUUGUGUGGUUAUCUUACUGAUAUUAACAGUGGUGGUGUACUUAGGCAGGCCCUUUACCAUUCCCUGUUUCCCAAACCCUUUCUUGGCAUGCUCCGUACAAGGCCCAAACCCACGACUCUUCUCCCUCAACCCUAUAUGUACCCUCACCCAUUGUCUCCCUUCUUCCCCCUUCCCCCUUGGCACUGAGGAUCAUUGCACAAUGUCUAUGUGAAGGGGUAUGGACCUUACGAUCAAUAUGUGGGCAUACAUGGGGGUGGAAAGGGAAAAUAGCCAAAAUUGUUAAUUGGUGAAUACAUAUAUACAUGUAUACAUGUAUUUAUGUAUGUAUGUAUGUAUGUAUAUAUGUAUGUAUAUAUGUGUGUAUGUGUGUUGUAUAUAUAUGUAUAUAU